UGGCGGUGGCCCCAUGGCUGUAUGAUGUCCGGAGGCGGUGGAGCUAUCACUACGGCGGGCAGGCGCGAAACGACAUGGUCCAAUCCGACGGGCGACGACAUUGUGCAAGUGCUGGGCGACGUUUGGUGCGCGGAGCGCCCGUUUGUGUGGAACGGCAUCGACGUCGGUGGGUGCAGCGCCGCUAUCAACCUCUUAAUCAUCAUGCUCGUGGUACAGAGCAAACGCCUGGAGGUGGGGAAGAAUCCGGGGGUUUCAAGGUUGAUGUGUGUCUUGAUGACAACGCACACGAAUAUUCAUCUGGCAGAAGUGAAGGGGGGUCGCAUGGCGGUGGUGAAGCUCUCCGACGGCUCUCUCUGGGUGCACUCCCCUGUGGACCUCGACGAGCCGCUAAAGGAGGCCCUUGCCAGCCUUGGGCCAGUGGGACACAUCGUGUCACCCAACUACGAGCACGUGAAGUACGCGAAACAGUGGGUGGAGGCCUAUCCUUCCGCUAUAUCGUAUGCGUGCCCCGGGUUGGCGGGGCGGCAGCCGGAAGUCGGUUUCACCAGGGAGGUGGGGGCGAGCAUCGAAGACGAAAGCCUACCCGAGUGA
This is a messenger RNA of Ectocarpus sp. CCAP 1310/34, 591 nucleotides long. The record is from the annotation of a GenBank genome assembly. NCBI's taxonomy places the organism in Eukaryota, Phaeophyceae, Ectocarpales, Ectocarpaceae.